AUGAGAGGGCAUGGACCUGCUAUAAAAACGUCUAUUAGAGACAUUACAAAUGACUUGGAAGAACCACCUUGUCGUAUAAUUUUGAAGAAUGAGUAUGAACAACCUUCUGGUAGUUUCAAACUUCGUGGAAUUGGGUACUUGAUCUCGACAUCUAUUGCUGAGGCCAGGAGAUUAGGCAAGGUUAACGUCCAUGUGUACUGUUCAUCUGGAGGAAAUGCAGGGCUUGCAGCUGCUUACGCCAGUAAGGACCUCAAUGUACCGUGCACAGUGGUCCUUCCAACUACCAGCAAAGAUAUAGUCAUAAAAAAACUACAAUCAUUUGGUGCUGAGGUUAAGAUUCAUGGCCACCAUUGGGGUGAAGCUGACAACUAUUUGAAGGAACUCAUAUCCAACGCGGACGAGUCUACCUAUCCUGUUUAUUGCCAUCCGUUCGAUGAUCCACGAUUAUGGGAUGGUCAUGCGGCAAUUAUUGAUGAAAUCAUCGAAGAAAAACAGUUGUCUGAGCAAGAUUUGUCCAAGAUAGCUGCAGUAUUUUGCAGUGUUGGGGGAGGCGGCCUUUAUAAUGGGAUAGUAGAAGGAUUACAAAGAAGGGAGCCUCCUUUAUCAGAUGUUCCUAUCGUAGCCGUAGAAACUAAGCAAUGUCCUACCUUCCAUGAAGCUAUCAAAGCCGGAAAAGUUGUGCAUUUGGAAUCUAUUAAUACCAUUGUGACUUCUUUGGCUUCACCUUAUUUAUCUGAAAAGUCCUUAGAAAAUUAUCAUCAUCAUGAGACAAAAACUGAGCUUAUCGAUGACUUAGAUGCUAUUAUGACAACAGUCGACUUUUAUGAUAAAUUAGGUCUAACAUUAGAGCCUUCUUGUUCUGCAACUCUUCACUUUGCUCUCAACUGCCACCUAUUACCCAAAAUUAUACCCAAUUUAAAAAAAGACAGUAUUGUACUUUUCAUAGCUUGUGGAGGAUCAGGCGUAGAUGAAAGUGUAAUAGAUACCUAUAGAAACCUUAUAAAAGGAUCAUGA
Molecule: messenger RNA, 1014 nt
Organism: Priceomyces carsonii
Lineage: Eukaryota; Fungi; Ascomycota; Pichiomycetes; Serinales; Debaryomycetaceae
Product: L-serine/L-threonine ammonia-lyase
Exons: 1
Coding region: 1-1014 (337 amino acids)
Biological process (GO): L-serine catabolic process; L-threonine catabolic process
Molecular function (GO): pyridoxal phosphate binding; threonine deaminase activity; L-serine ammonia-lyase activity
Source: RefSeq, a predicted model, not a curated record